UGCUCCCUUUUAAAACAACCCCGAGGUCCGAUUCUUUUCCUACCUCAGACGCUCCGGGUUUGACUUCGGACCCGCGCGUCAUGUAGACCCUCGCGCUCCCUGCCGAUGCGUGUUGUGGAUAUUUUUAAAGCGGAUAAGUUGCGGGGAGCGCGUGAGGUUGAACUGGUGGAGGUGGGGGGAUCCGGUGAACCGCCGGGGCGGACAGACCACCAUGCUCCGGCCGUGGGCUACGCACUGGGUCAUGUUCGUGCUGGUGUGCCGGGCUGUGGCACAGUAUUCUAGUGACCUGUGCAGCUGGAGAGGAAGCGGUUUGAGCCAUGAAGCUCAUCGCAGAGACGUGGAGCAGGUCUACCUCCGCUGCUCUCAGGGGUCCCUGGAGUGGCUCUACCCCACCGGGGCCAUCAUCGUCAACCUGCGACCCAACACGGAGUCUUCAUCCAGGCGCACGGCUGACGUCUUCGUCUGCAUCAAGCCUCAAACCUUCUCCCAGGGUUCUCAUGUGUACCUGGAGCACCAAGGAGACCUGAGGCUGCUGCUUUCAGACGCCGACCAGGCGCAGGGCGCGGUGCGCUGUUUCAGCCUGAAGGAGGGGGCUCUGUUUGUGGAGGCCGUCCCACAGAGAGACAUCAGCAGGAAGAUCACAGCUUUCCAGUAUGAGCUGGUGCCCAGUCAGGGACCAGGGGCCCAUAUGUACCCAUACCUGCAUCAGGGGCCAGUCACCUGUAAGCCCUGCUCGGAUCAAGAGGUCCUCAUGGCUGUCUGCACGAGUGAUUUCGCUGGCUGUGGCACUUUUGGAGAUGCAGCGUCGGGCUCAAACCAGCACCCCGUUGUCACGGUGACUCUGCGUCGGCUGUUCCAGCAGAAGAGCGGCCUGUUUGCGUGGGGCGGAGCCAGAGGACAGGGCUGGAGAGGACGGGUCAGCGUUCCCGCUCCGUGCGUUGUGCGUCCAGCAGAGGACGAGUACCUCCUGACCGGCUCUGUCCACUUUGGUGAGGCGUGGCUCGGCUGUGCGCCUCGCUAUAGAGACUUCUUAAAGCUGUACGCUGAAGCAGUGAAUGCAGGAACAAACCCCUGCCACAUAGACACGAACUGAGAGAUUUCUGGUGGAAGACGAUUCGCCUUAAAAUGAAGGAGUUAUGGGUAAAAAUACUGGAGCAUAGAUCAGAAAAGGACAAGCAGCAGUUUAGCCAAACAUGAUCUGGGUUUUGUUGACUGUGCUGCCUCCAUUUGACAACUCUUGUGAACUACGAGUGUAUUAAUGUACAGAAUGACUGAUUUCUGUAAAGUGAUAUUUGUGCCCUACUAGUUGUUGCGAUGAUGGCCUUAUUGCUAUUUCUAGAAAUGAAAGUUUGCUUUGUAAAAAGCUUCCUGUAAAUUUUAGCCUUCUGAGAGAAGUCUAUGGUAUGCAGCUCUGUGAGUCUAUGUGUACUGAAUUUGUGUGUGGUUUGCAAAUGGGUCUAAGUGGCUUAUACAUAUUUACAGAAAAAUAAACCUGGUGUCUUUUUUAUGAACAAAAAGGUAA
This is a messenger RNA of Xiphophorus couchianus (Monterrey platyfish), 1522 nucleotides long. RefSeq names its product meteorin-like protein. Gene Ontology annotation, molecular function: hormone activity. The record is from RefSeq and is a predicted model, not a curated record. The transcript is spliced from 5 exons. NCBI's taxonomy places the organism in Eukaryota, Metazoa, Chordata, Actinopteri, Cyprinodontiformes, Poeciliidae. Bases 212 to 1093 code for a protein of 293 amino acids. Gene Ontology annotation, biological process: energy homeostasis; positive regulation of brown fat cell differentiation.